Jatropha curcas is the source of this 2224-nucleotide messenger RNA. RefSeq names its product apyrase 2. Gene Ontology annotation, molecular function: nucleoside diphosphate phosphatase activity. Lineage: Eukaryota; Viridiplantae; Streptophyta; Magnoliopsida; Malpighiales; Euphorbiaceae. The record is from RefSeq and is a predicted model, not a curated record. Gene Ontology annotation, biological process: nucleoside diphosphate catabolic process. Gene Ontology annotation, cellular component: membrane.
AACGAAGUCACCCCCCGCCUUCGCCGUUCCCAUCACAAACGCACUGACACUAAAUUGAAACUGCAACUGCCAUUCCAUCAGACGACAUCGUCGUUCAAUCCCUUCUUCUUCCUCUCUCUCUCUGUCUCCAACUGUCAAGACAUUAUAGUUUUAUGGACUCGUAGAUCUUCUUUUCAUUUCCUCUUCGACUCCAGAAUUCAUCUCUGUAACAUUUCUUUUCCUUUUUUAAAUCUUAAACAAGGAGAGCUGGAUCCAUCACAGGAACCAGCGCAGUCCUUGAAGGCAUCCGCCGCGGCCGCCACUUCCAACGGCCAGAUCCGCUAUCGUUCCCCUUCCUCUGCUGAACUUCUGGAGACGGGUGCCUCGGCCGGCACUAACACUGCUGCUGCCUCUACUUCUCCCACCCACUCCGAACACCAUCUACUCCACCAAUUGCCGUUUGAGAAAAUGAAGCGCCCGGUGUCUCGACAUGAGCCUUUGUCUGAAAAGAUCCAUAGGUACCGAAGCGUUCUUCUGGUGAUUUCGAUCCCGCUGCUCUUGAUCGCUUUUGUUCUGUUUUUCAUGCCUAGUCGGUCUCCAACGGCCGUUUUGGAGGAGUACGAGAUUAUUAGUGGCCGGAAAAUGUCGCCCAAUUUGAAAGAUGCCAGGAGAUAUGCGGUUAUUUUUGACGCUGGAAGUUCGGGGAGUAGAGUGCAUGUUUAUUGUUUUGAUCAAUACAAUAAUCUCGUUCCAAUCGGCAGAGAUCUCGAGCUUUUUCUCCAGAUUAAACCAGGUUUGAGUGCGUAUGCAAAUGACCCACUGGCUGCAGCAAAUUCCCUUCUUCGCUUGCUUGAACAAGCAGAAAGAGUUGUGCCUAAAGAGUUGAGACCGAACACACCUGUUAGAGUUGGGGCUACUGCAGGUUUGAGGGCUUUGGAAGGUGAUGCAUCUGAUAGAAUUUUGGAUGCAGUUAGGGAUAUUCUGAGAGAUAAGAGUACCCUGAAAACAGAGGCAGAUGGAGUUUCUGUGCUGGAUGGUUCUCAAGAAGGUUCUUAUGAAUGGGUGACGAUAAAUUACUUAUUAGGAAAAUUGGGCAGUUCAUAUUCUGAUACAGUUGGAGUGGUUGAUCUUGGGGGUGGAUCUGUUCAAAUGGCAUAUGCUAUUUCUAAAGCGGAUGCUGCAAAGGCUCCAAGAGUAUCAGAUGGAGAGGAUACAUAUAUAAAAGAAAUGCAUCUGAUGGGCAUUGAUUAUUACCUUUAUGUUCACAGUUACCUUCACUAUGGCUUAUUAGCAGCUCGAGCAGAAAUUUUGAAGGUUUCUGAAGACUCUGAAAAUGGGUGCAUCUUGGCUGGUUAUGAUGGGGUUUACAACUAUGGAGGACUGGACUACAAGGCAUCAGCUUCUUCUUCUGGUUCUAGCUUUGAAGAAUGUAGGAGCCUUGCAUUGAAGGCUCUGAAAGUUAAUGAAUCAACAUGUAUCCACAUGAAAUGCACAUUUGGCGGAGUAUGGAAUGGUGGUGGUGGAGAUGGACAAAGAAAUUUGUUUGUUGCUUCAUUCUUUUUCGACAGGGCUGCUGAGGCUGGUUUUAUUGAUCCUGCUCAACCUGUUGCCAAAGUUCAUCCUGCGGAUUUUGAGGAGGCAGCAAAGCGUGCUUGUGAAACAAAACUUGAGGAUGCAAAAUCUACAUAUCCCCGUGUUGAUGAGAAACUCCUGCCAUACUUAUGCAUGGAUCUUGUCUAUCAGUAUACAUUACUCGUAGAUGGAUUCGCUCUUGAACAUUGGCAAGAAAUUACAUUGGUGAAGCAGAUCAAGUAUCGUGAUGCUCUUGUUGAAGCUGCAUGGCCACUGGGCAGUGCCAUAGAAGCUUUAUCAUUGCCAUAGAAGCUUUGUGAUCAUCAUCAAUACAAGUCUAAAUUGCAUCUGCAUAUUCCACACAUGGAAACUCAUGGCAUUUGGUUCCUUAACAUUUGCAGUUAUUAUCAGAAUCAGUAGGGUUGACAAUGCUUCAGAAGUCACCGGCAAGCUGAGAUGGAAAUCUGAUUUUGGCCUUAUAUAUAACAGGAAUAAUGAGAAAAGAAUAGCUCCAUUUAUCUUCAUUUGUAAUUACGUUAUAAAAUGCGAUCAUUUAUGAUUUUUUAGAGAAUGAUUCAAUUCAUUUAGUUGAGUUUGUUUCAAUUAACAAACAAAAUGAGCAUACGAUUGCUAUUAUUGUAGCAGUAAGGAUAAUGAUUUUCCUUUGCACAAA